GUGAGAACGCGGCUCCCGGACGCGCCCUUUCCGGUGUCAGGGGUCCCGCUGUCUCGGUCUCCUGGCCACUUGGAGCCGCCCAGAAUGAAGACAUUCAAAUGUUGUUUUAAAUACCACCUAAAGCAGAAAGUUUUCAUCCUGUUUCUAACCCUAUGGCUGUUCUCCUUGUUGAAGCUUCUAAAUGUGAAACGCCUCCUCUUCCCUGAAAGAGGCAUUUACUUGGUUGAGUACUCCCUAAGUACCUCGCCUUUUGUAAAGAACAGAUAUACCCAUGUUAAGAAUGAAAUCGGGUAUGAGAUUAACUGUUCAGGUGUCUAUGAACAGGAACCUUUGGAAAUUGGCAAGAGUCUGGAAAUAAGAAGAAGAACCAUUAUCGACUUGGAUGAUGAUGAUGUCGUGGCAAUGACCAGUGAUUGUGACAUUUAUCAGGCCCUACGAAGCUACCAUGAAAAGCUUGUUUCGAGGGAGGAGAAAAGCUUCCCAAUCGCCUAUUCUUUGGUUGUUCACAAAGAUGCGAUUAUGGUUGAAAGGCUAAUCCAUGCUAUAUACAACCAGCACAAUAUUUAUUGCAUCCAUUAUGACCGUAAAUCAUCUGAUACCUUCAAAGUUGCCAUGAACAAUUUAGCUAAGUGCUUCUCCAAUAUUUUCAUUGCUUCUAAAUUAGAGAUUGUGCAAUAUGCACACAUUUCCAGACUCCAGGCUGAUUUAAAUUGCUUGUCAGACCUUCUCAAGUCUUCAGUUCAGUGGAAAUAUGUUAUCAACCUGUGUGGGCAGGAUUUUCCUUUGAAAUCAAACUUUGAAUUAGUGUCAGAGUUGAAGAAACUCAAUGGAUCAAAUAUGUUAGAGACAGUGAAACCCCCUAACACUAAGAUGGAAAGAUUCACUUAUCACCAUGAACUCAGACAGGUGUCUUAUGAAUAUGUGAAACUACCAGUGAGGACAAACAUCUCCAAGGAAGCCCCCCCUCAUAACAUUGAGAUAUUUGUCGGCAGUGCUUAUUUUGUUUUAAGUCGAGCAUUUGUUAAAUAUGUUCUCAACAACUCCCUCGUUAAAGACUUUUUUGCCUGGUCUAAAGAUACGUACUCGCCUGAUGAGCACUUUUGGGCUACCUUAAUUCGGGUACCAGGAAUCCCCGGGGAGAUUUCUAGGACAGCCCAGGAUGUGUCUGACCUACAGAGUAAGACCCGCCUGGUCAAAUGGAAUUAUCUAGAAGGCCUUUUCUAUCCCAGUUGUACUGGCUCUCACCUCCGAAGUGUGUGUAUCUAUGGAACAGCAGAACUAAGGUGGCUUAUGAAAGAUGGACAUUGGUUUGCUAAUAAAUUUGAUUCUAAGGUGGACCCUGUCUUGAUUAAAUGCUUGGCAGAAAAGCUUGAAGAACAGCAGAGAGAGUGGAUCACUUUAUCUUCAGAAAAGUUAUUUAUGGCUAAAACAGCCACAACCACAUUAUGAUAAAGUCCUGAUGGAAAUAAGGUUAAUAUGGAAUUGCAUGCUAUACCAUGGCCAGUACCGUUUGCGUUUAACCUUCCCAUAGUCCGAAAGGUGUCUACAAUUCCACACACAAGGGAAAGUGACCUGGCCUUUAGUGACAAUUAGUCUGUGGUUGGUUGGGUGUUUUUAUGUAUGUUUUUGCUUGUAAUCUCACUGAGCUAAAUGGGAGAUUUUCAACAGUGAGUAAUCUGGUAUCUAUUGAGUUCCUGCUAUAUGCCAGGCACUUUUUUAGAAACAUGUAGGAAUUGCAUCCAAGUUGUGAUGAGUUAUACAGUGCCCUCAAGGAGCUGUGGCUUACCCCGAUCACACAGCAACCUUAAUAUCUUAAGUUGUACACAUAACAGUCAGGGUCCCGCUGACGAAGUUGUGGAGUGUGCAGUAAUUAUAUAACCAUAAUAACCACCAGUUUCAGAGCAGUGUUGACGUACAGUGACCAACAUUCCACUUGCCUCUUAAUUCAGCUCCCUAGACUUUUCUUAACCAUUAGAAUAUUAGAAGGAGAGACUCUACUACCUCAGAAGAACUAAGAGAAUUGUCCAAUUUCCCGCUUGCCAAAAGCAUAACUUACCCUAUAGUACCUCGUUUAUUCAAUUCAGGGUUGGGUGACUCUGUUGGGGGGGCAUUUCUAGUGUAUGGAUGUUAGGGAGGUGGUGAAGUUAAGCCAGAGGAUUGGGACGGGUGG
Kogia breviceps (pygmy sperm whale) is the source of this 2170-nucleotide messenger RNA. Lineage: Eukaryota; Metazoa; Chordata; Mammalia; Artiodactyla; Physeteridae. The record is from RefSeq and is a predicted model, not a curated record.